Notechis scutatus (mainland tiger snake) is the source of this 3288-nucleotide messenger RNA. The record is from RefSeq and is a predicted model, not a curated record. Lineage: Eukaryota; Metazoa; Chordata; Lepidosauria; Squamata; Elapidae.
AUGGAUUUGAUAGCCUACAGGAAGCUUAAUUUUCACAGUGGAGUAGUCUUUGCCCACGGAGUUCAGAGGAGCAUAGAAUAUGUUGUUAUCGAGAGCCAGGUAACCCACUUGAUUUCCAAGCUCCUCCCUAGUUCUCCUCAGCUGCUUGCCUUCACAAUACCACUCCCAGCAUCGAGCAGCAUUUGGGCAGAGCCAAAGCGCCCUUUACCCCUUCCUGGUGUCAGACAGACAAUCUGACAGGCAAACCUUCAAGCCCUGGAAGCAAGAACUUCUGCCAUCCCCCCCUGCCACCAAACCAGACCAAAGGAAUGUAGGCCUCUGUUGAUGGACCAGCGGACUCUGAGAUUCCCUCUGGCCAGAUUCUGCAUGGCUUGGUUCUCCCUGCAGGCUGUCUGCCAUUUUGCCCAGGGUGAGCCGCGUGACUUGCCGGCUGGCGGAGCUGCUGGGCUUCCGCUGGAAGACGCCACCCAAGAGCAGGGUUACUACCUGCAGCAGUUGUUUCAGCAGUAUGGUGAGAAUGGCACUUUGUCCUUCGAGGGCCUGACCCGCCUCCUGCUAAACCUGGGGCUGGGAAAGGUGCAGGUGGUGGAGAUUGAACACGAGGAACUGGGACACGGCCAUGUCUCCCAUCUGGACAUCCUUGAGGUCCAGGAGAACAAGCACCUGCACUCCCACUCAGCACUGGAUCACCUCAGCAGGACAGAGGACGGGGCCGAGGCUCAAGGGGAGAGCGUCACCCCCACCAGGCCAGGAUUCUCUCUGCUGGACCCUGAACUCCAUACCCCAGUUUCUCCUACCUUCCAUGAGGUCAGCCACGUCCUCAAGCCCAGCUUUGGGCAAGGCCGAGAGAAAUCCGACAAGGAGAAAGAGGGAAAUGUUUUCAUGCCUUCCCACGGACAUUCUAAGCUGAACCUUCUGGAGGGAGUCAUUACCUUGGAUCACUCAGUCUUCAAUCACCUGCAUGAAGAUUGCCUUAAUGUGUCUCAGUUGCUUGUCAAUUUUGGCAUGAAUACCAUCUCCAAAAUCACCCCAGAGCAGUUCACCCUGCUGUGCCCAGCUCUGCUGUACCAGAUCGAUAGCCGUGUUUGCAUCCAGCACUUGGACGAUGUGACUUUUGACAUGGCCGGGAAUUCCCUCUGGAUUGGCCUGGGCUGGGGAUUUUUGGCUAUCACCCUGACCAGUGCACCCUCAGCACUAGCCAUCAUCCUGGUGCCCCUACUCAGUCGAGAAAUCUUCCAGUUCCUCCUGACUUUUCUGGUGGCCUUGGCUGUGGGGACAUUGUGUGGGGAUGCUUUGCUGCACCUCUGGCCACAUGCGCAAGUGAGUUCCCAUGGCUUGCUGUCCUCGGAAGAAGAUGGCAUCCUGAAGGGUCUGUGUGUGCUAGGAGGCAUUUACUUUCUCUUCCUCACUGAGAAUCUCAUGGGGACCCUCAACCAAAUUCGUGCAAAGAGGAAACGUGCUGCUGGAAAGCAACCUGAGCAAUCUUCCACUAAGGCAGAUGAGAAUGACACAGAGAGGACAUUGCAUAGUGUUGAAUUGCAGAGUUUGAGAGUGCCAAGAGAGGACACUGGAAAUGUAUAUGGUGAAGUCCAGGAGUACUCCAUUGAAAUUCACAACUCAGAAGAUCACAGGACAAGCCUGGAGAAGCAAACAGAAGAGAUACCUCAUCACGGUCACUCCCACAGCCCAGUUGGGACUCUCAAGGCUGGGAUCGCUGGCAUCGCUUGGAUGGUUAUCCUUGGGGAUGGGGUCCACAAUUUCACAGAUGGAUUGGCAAUAGGGGCUGCCUUCUCGGAUGGACUCUCCAGUGGCUUAAGUACUACAUUGGCAGUCCUCUGCCAUGAACUACCCCAUGAACUGGGAGACUGUGCUGUUCUACUCCAGGCAGGCAUGCCUUUGCGGUGGGUGCUGUUGUUUAACCUGCUGUCUGCUUUCCUGGCUUAUUGGGGCAUGAUGUUAGGGACAAUUGUCAGUCAGAACACUUCUCAAGUCACUCCCUGGAUCUUUGCCACCACAGCUGGUGUUUUCCUUUACGUAGCUCUGGUUGAUAUGCUACCUGAAAUGUUGCAGCGGCAUUCUACCAGCAGCAAAAAAAGAUCCUUCAGACACUUCGUUCUUCAGAACGUGGGCUUUCUCUGUGGAGGUGGCCUUAUGCUCUGCAUUGCUCUCUUUGAAGAACACAUCAGUGUCCGCAUGAAUGAGUAGGACAUUUCGAAAGGAAAGCUGCAAGGCGAAAUGCACUCCUGGCUCUGUUGUCAGUUAUGACUGUCUUCUUCCUAUAGCUGAAAAGGCAGCUGUAAAAUCCUUUUCUGUAAUUGGGUAAUCUAAGGAAGUUGAAGAGGAGAACAAAAGAAAGUUUGGAAGAGGGACAAACUCUUUUGACAACUGCCCCGACCCUGUGUUAAUAGGUAUGGUGGCAGUAAAACUAUGUGCCAUGAAAAUUUAUGUCUGAUUCAGCCUGCUUGACAUUAUUAUAAAAAGAAAGUAGGUUGCCACUAAAAUUAGCUUGUUGAAAACCCAUUAUACUUUGUUAAAAUGGAAGAGGGGGCAAGUUGUCUUAGGAGAGAGUGGACCUAAUUUAAAUGUAUUGUUUUGUAACGUAAGGUGAAAUUAUUUAAGAAACUGUACCUAUUCUAAGAAACCUGUUGGUUCUAUUACGGUACCAGGUACUCAUAGUUCCUAUUGCAUUUUGGUUAAAUAAUGGUUUCAAAAGCAGCAGUUAUGCCAUGUUAGAAAUUUCGGUCUUCAACGACACGAAUACCUGAUUAAACCUGAGGCAGCAUUCAAGAGGAGCUUCAGAGUUGUUUUCUGUGAUGGGAAGAAAGGACUCCUGUAGGUGCAUAGGUAACAAAUACAGAACAGAGAAGCUAGAUAAGAGUCAAUUUUUUCCAGCUACAAGAGACAAAAACAGGAAGACGCUCAGACACCAACCCUGCAUUAAUGUCUCCUCUGAAGGAAUCUAAGAAAGUCCCAGCAGAAGUAAUAAAAGCACUUGCUAAAAGGGCAGAUGAAACUUGUCUUGAAAUUUCAUUUUUUCAGCAGCAUUCAUUGACACUACCGAUACGAAUAUCCGAAAAAUGUUUCUGCUGGGGACACUUCAUAAUAUGCUGCACAAGGUUGCUGGAGGCAACAGGGUAGCAUUUCAAUCUCUUAAAUCAGGAAACUUUCAAAGUCUCCAGCACAAAUGGUAAAGAACAAGUUGUCCAAGGAAGGGCCAGCAGUGUUGGAAUAAACAACUGCGAAAGGCAGGAAAGAUGAUACAUGCGAAAAAGCAGCCGAGGUACAAGA